Homarus americanus (American lobster) is the source of this 2227-nucleotide messenger RNA. RefSeq lists its product as uncharacterized. Lineage: Eukaryota; Metazoa; Arthropoda; Malacostraca; Decapoda; Nephropidae. The transcript has 4 exons. Gene Ontology annotation, molecular function: acyltransferase activity, transferring groups other than amino-acyl groups. The record is from RefSeq and is a predicted model, not a curated record. Bases 68 to 961 code for a protein of 297 amino acids.
CGUCUGUAACGUGAUCAGGAAGCUUGAACCUUUGUAACACUGUGGUGGGAGUGAGAGCUGGUCAGUGAUGGUCUUCAGGAGAGUGACGGACGAGGGGCAACUGUUCAGGUUGGCUGAGACUCUCAAGCAAGACUUCCCAUACUCCUGCACGAUGCACAACAACCUGCUGUUUCACGCUCGACGGUUGUGCUCCACGGGAACUUUCUACGUGUUGGAUGAUUCACCAGAUUCUCACGUCGUCAUGUGGCGGAACAACGACGUGGCUUCUCAGUUCACCGUCUAUUGCCGGGAACGUGAGGUGUGCCAGCUGCAGAAGGCGCUGAAAGAGACGCCCCUGGUGGACUGGCAUGGGAACCUGCACAUAGGGUGUAUGCCUCACUACCUGCUGGGCCCCAUCAAGGAGGUCACCCACCACCUAGGACUCAGCCUCGACAGCGUCCAGUGUCACACCUUCACCUACCACCCUCACCUGGACACUCAGCCCCUCAGGUGUAGGGCGGGGUUCUGUGUCCGUCUGCUGGGUAAAGCCGGUUUGCAGCACCUCUUGGAGACCAGCCAGUACGCUAAGGACUCGCCUCUGCAGACCAUGUGGAGAUUUAUCCAAAAAGUGCCGUCUGCAGGCGUGUAUUUGGACCAAACCGUUGUGGAGGACACGUCGGUGGAGCUGGGCGACAUAUUAGCUGCUAGAAAUGAGGUCGUCCCCGUGUCCUGGAUUGCCUCAUCCACGUAUGGUGCCCUGGGCAUGCUGAGGACCGAAGAGGACUACAGGGGCAUGGGUCUAGCUCGUCUAGUGUCCAGGGUAACGGCGAGGCUACAGGCUAGCCAGGGCUACUUACCACACGUCCUUGUGAGCAUCAACAACACGACCUCACGAGACUUGUUCACACACAUGUCUGGGUGGCGUCACUCUCACUUCUCUUUCAUGAUGUCGACUGACUUUACCAACAUUAACUACUAUUAGUUUCCCUCUGCAGUGUAGUGGACAAUAGGCAUCCCAGUUUAUUUCACCUAAGUAAUUUACUCAAUGUAACUAUGAGUGUUAGAAACGUAGACGGCAAGCUUGUCUGUGAAGCUUGUUUACGUCUGUUUCUCGUGAGUGAAGACUUGAGUAGAGACUUAUCGAGGGAGAACGGAAUAUAUCUGAAACCUCCCUCGAGGGAAGACGGAACCAGCAACAAUGGUUCUCAAUAACGUCUUCCUCUAGUGAGUGAUAUCAAACUACUGCCCGUCAUAGGUAGUCAGAGAGCCAGUUACUUAAUGCUUAACUCAGCACUAAGUGACGCAACUUCCCGUGGGCACACCUUAACACGUGCUCUGAAAAUAAGUCUCAAAGCUAGUGGAAAGUUACAGGGGAUGAUAGGGUAUAUAAAUCUUAUGGGAUUAACCCAUUUAUAUAAAUAUUUCUGCCUAUAAGACAGGGGCUAAUACAUGGGGUUAGGCUAGGCUAGGCUAAGCUAGUCUAGGUUAAGUUAGGUUAGGAUUGGGGUGUUUAUUCGUCAUUUGAAGUAAGCGGGGGUUCCUAAUCAUCAUAUAUCCAAUCUUUGUUCUAACGAAAGAAAGUCAUCAAGAAUUAGUCACAAAGUGUGAUGACACUGUGGGCUGAUGUAUCAUGUGCCUAGCACCGCCUCCCCCUCUACCGAGUGUUAAGCUGUGGCAUUAAUGUUCAAAGCAGUUAAUGGGUGGUUAGGUUAGGUUACCCUCCUCUUGGUGACUUGGUUAGGUUACCUUCCCCCUCGUCUCUUAGCCUCGGGCAUAUAGAGAGAGAGCUCACAGACGAUCCAUUAGCCCAUCUGUUACUACAAGCUCUCACACCUGUAGCUAAUUAAGAGAUAUAACCACAAACCAAUAUUAAUCAUGUACAAUUUACAAAAACAAAAGUCAAACAAGAUAGUCUUUGUCUUAAUCGUCAAGAAAACUUGUUUAUCUGUCAAUCCUGUAUAUUGUGUACUGUCUCCAGCCUCUAGAAAAUUUGUUUUAUAAAACUGUCAGUCCUGUAUAUUGUGUACAUGCUGUCUACAGGUGGUGAGGAAGGUGUAAGUACAAUGUAUUUUUUUUUACUCAUUUCUGGGGAUAUCUGUUUGGCCACGAAGUCUGGGAGAGUAAACAAGCUGCCUUCUCACGUCUCCUAUUGUGCCCCUGUGGUGAUGUGCACACUGGUGAUGUUGUAAUGAGACAAAAUCUCACAUGAAGAGGUAAGUUAGGAGUUUAUAGUAGUAGAGUAUUAUAG